Toxotes jaculatrix (banded archerfish) is the source of this 973-nucleotide messenger RNA. It is a transcript of the gene irak1bp1, whose product is annotated as interleukin-1 receptor-associated kinase 1 binding protein 1. Gene Ontology annotation, biological process: canonical NF-kappaB signal transduction; immune response. The transcript is spliced from 4 exons. NCBI's taxonomy places the organism in Eukaryota, Metazoa, Chordata, Actinopteri, Toxotidae. The coding region runs from base 1 to 750 and encodes 249 amino acids. The record is from RefSeq and is a predicted model, not a curated record.
AUGGCCAACCCGAGUCGAGUGUUUGCUGCGGUACUACCUGCUGCAGGUCGCGGGUUCGCCGGUAACGAAAAGGAACAAGUCCUGGAGGUACACACGGUUAACCGACAGAGUCCCGGCGACCGUGUGAGGGAGGUUCAGGUGACGGGAACAGCGGAAGUUUGUUUCCCGGCGGACCGAGUUUCUGUUUGUGUCAGCUUGGGUAACAGUAAGGAGUCAGUCGCCGAGGUCCUCAGCAGCGUUUCACGGAGACUCGAGUACAUUUUACAGACCCUCAGACAACAUGGCGUCAGUGACAAAGACACCGUAGUGAGGAGGUAUCUUCACCGAGCGGCAGACCUAUAUCACAUGGAUGCAGAGGUCGUGGCCACUUUUUCAGAUUUUGAGAAGAUGGAACAAGUAUGUAGUGUCCUGCUGGAAAAGCUGGACAAGAGUGUCUGCGUGGGAACGCCACAGUUUUACCACAGUGCAGGAUGCUUGAGUCAACUGAGGAGGCAAGUGUGUGUGUCAGCAGUUGAAAAUGCACAGCAGAAGGCCAGUGAAGUCAGCCAGCUCCUGGGACAAAGUCUGGGACCCCCCCUGGUGGUCAGAGAGGAGGAGACAAAGGAGUGGAGGAAUGAGGACGGGGAGUUUGGAAGCAGAGGGCAGGGUGCUGCACUCCUUUCUCACCUUCCCCAUAGACCUACAAUCACUGCCUCCUCACGGGUGUCCGUCUCCUUCAGCCUCAGAGACAAAAGCAGGAAACAGCUCUAAAGACAUUUGUCACUGGCUCAUAAAACCAGAGCGAUGUAUGUCACAGUUUAAAACAUUUUCUUGCUUAAUUAUGGCUGAUUAAAAGUGCACGUCAGUCAACACAAUCAUGUCAGUUGAAAAAAAUAUGGAUUUUCAAAGAAAUGAAAUCUCCCUUAAACAUGCCAAACAUUCAAGACUGUCUUUUAAAAAGAUGUGACACAGAUUUAUUUGUUUUUUAAACAUU